AUGGCUAGGAGCUGGCUUAUUGACAUUGGAGGAUUUGCAAAGAAAGUCAAAAGAACUACACUCUCUUCAGCUGACCAGAUUAAGGAUUGUGGCGCAUAUCGCGAAUGUCCAAACUGUCAUUGUCGUAUAGACAAUAGUGAUGUUUCUAGUGAGUGGCCUGGCUUUCCGCUUGGUAUCAAGUUUGAUCCUUCUGAUGUAGAACUAUUAGACCAUUUAGCGGCUAAAUGUGGUCUUGGUAAUGCAAUUCCUCACAUGUUUAUAGACGAGUUCAUACCAACAUUGGAAGGAGACCAAGGCAUCUGCUAUACACAUCCUGAAAAUCUUCCAGGUGCUAAGAAAGAUGGGAGUAGUGUUCACUUCUUUCACAGAACAAUGAAUGCAUAUAGUACUGGUCAACGUAAGCGUCGAAAGAUUCAACAUCAUGGUUCAACCGAAGAUCAUGUACGCUGGCACAAGACUGGUAAGACCAAAGCUGUAAUAGAAGAUGGAGUACGUAAGGGCUAUAAGAAGAUCAUGGUUCUGUAUAUAAGAUCUGAGAAAGAGUCAAAAUCCUACAAAUCUGACUGGAAAAUGCAUCAGUACCAUCUAGGGAAUGAUGAAGAUGAGAAGAAUGGAGAGUAUGUGGUUUCAAAAAUAUUUUAUAAACAUAAUGAAAAAAAUGAGGAGAAACCAAUGGCUGAAGAAUCUGACAAUAUAACAUCACGAACAAGUCCAAAGACUCCAAAACCAAAUCCUCCAAACCCACUGCGCGCAGGAAAAUGUGUUGGGAAUGAUGAUAACAUCGAUGAAACUGCACUGAUGUCAUCUGCAGAGGAUGCCAAGUCUGUCCCUGUGGAAUCACAUGCCCCACAAUCUGAAACUCAGGAUCAGGACAAUGCGGACAACUCUGCAUGGUUGGUUGAUGAAUUACAGACCAUGAAAAAUUGCGAAUACGACGGCUUGGAUGACAUAUUAUUGUGCAAGGAGAUUUUAGAUUCAUCAGCUCUAUUUGAUGAUUUUGGAUUGAACUCAAUCACUCCCAAUGACCUUGCUUACUACGAAAACAAAAUGACAGGAAAUUGUAAUGUAGCUAGUGAAACUUCAACUUCUGUUCUGGAUACACUGGAAUUGGAUACUGCUCCAGAUUAUGAUCUUUCGAAUUUGACAUUUUGUUCUCAAGACAGUAUCCUUGAUUGGCUGGACUGGUUGUGA
Molecule: messenger RNA, 1191 nt
Organism: Lathyrus sativus (Indian pea)
Lineage: Eukaryota; Viridiplantae; Streptophyta; Magnoliopsida; Fabales; Fabaceae
Source: the annotation of a GenBank genome assembly